CCUUCUCACCAGGAAGUGGUAUGCCGGAGAUUUUUUUUUAGGAUUUGUUUUGACAAUGAUGGAGGAAGAAGAAUUUGAAUUGGCUGAGGAUUUGGAGGCUAUUCUGCAUCUCACCCCAGAGGUGCAACUAGCCAUUGAACAGGUUUUCCCCAGCCAGGACCCACUGGACAGAGCAGACUUCAAUGCUGUGGAAUACAUCAACACCCUAUUCCCCACCGAGCAGUCAUUGGCUAAUAUUGAUGACGUGGUAAACAAGAUUCGUCUGAAGAUCCGGCGCCUGGAUGACAACAUCAGGACAGUGGUGAGAGGCCAGACCAACGUGGGUCAGGAUGGCAGACAGGCUUUGGAAGAGGCCCAAAUUGCCAUCCAGCAGCUCUUUGGAAAAAUCAAAGACAUCAAGGACAAGGCAGAGAAGUCUGAACAAAUGGUCAAGGAGAUUACGAGGGACAUAAAGCAGUUGGACCAUGCCAAGCGCCACCUAACAACAUCCAUCACCACCCUCAACCACCUGCACAUGUUGGCAGGAGGCGUCGACUCUUUAGAAGCCAUGACCAGAAAGAGGCAGUAUGGUGAGGUGGCCAACCUGCUGCAGGGAGUGGUCAAUGUGCUUGAACAUUUCCAAAAGUACAUGGGCAUACCCCAGAUCAGACAGCUAUCUGAGAGAGUAAAAGCAGCACAGAGUGAGUUGGGGACUCAGAUCCUGGCAGAUUUUGAAGAAUCCUUCCCCUCUCAAGGCUCCAAGAGACAAGGUGGUCCCAGUAACGUGUUGAGAGAUGCCUGCCUGGUGGCCAAUGUGCUGGAUCCACGCAUCAAACAGGAGAUCAUCAAAAAGUUUAUCAGGCAGCACCUCUCAGAGUACCUGGUAUUAUUCCAGGAAAACCAAGAUGUUGCAUGGCUAGACAAGAUCGAUCGGCGCUACGCCUGGAUCAAACGGCAGCUCGUGGACUACGAGGAGAAGUACGGACGCAUGUUUCCUGAGGAGUGGAGCAUGACGGAGCGCAUUGCUGUGGAGUUCUGCCACAUCACCAGGGUGGAGCUUGCCAAAGUGAUGCGAACACGGGCUAAGGAGAUUGAGGUGAAGCUGCUUCUGUUUGCUAUUCAGAGGACCACAAACUUCGAGGGUCUUCUGGCCAAACGCUUCACCGGAUGCACCUUGACUGACAUACCCGGAAAAAAGAGGCCAGAGAGUCCUCUUGAAUCUACUAACCCCUUCCUGGAUGACGACGCGGGUGAGGAUGUGGGCGCAGAUAAGGACGAGGAUCUAGCUAAGCCCAGAAAGCCAAAAGCGCCGGACAACCCUUUCCAUGGUAUCGUCUCCAAGUGCUUUGAACCUCAUCUAUACGUCUACAUAGAAUCCCAAGACAAGAACCUGGGCGAACUGAUUGACCGUUUUGUGGCUGACUUUCGAGCGCAAGGCCCACCCAAGGCUGGCACGGAAGAGGGCGGAGCCGUGCUGCCCAGCUGUGCCGACCUCUUUGUCUAUUACAAGAAGUGCAUGGUGCAGUGCUCACAACUGAGCACCGGGGAACCAAUGAUCGCUCUCACAACCAUCUUCCAGAAAUUCCUCAGAGAGUACGCUUGGAAGAUCCUCUCUGGCAACCUUCCUAAAUCCAGCAGUAACAGUGGAGGUCUUACCAUAAGCAGUCUGCUGAAGGAGAAGGACGGACCGGAGGCUGCAAAGUUCACCAUGGACGAGCUCUGCCUGAUCUGUAGCAUCCUUAGCACUGCGGAGUACUGCCUGGCUACCACACAACAGUUGGAGGAGAAACUGAAGGAAAAAGUUGAUAAAGUCCUAGUGGAGAGAAUUAAUUUGACUGGGGAGAUGGAUACUUUCAGCACUGUCAUCUCAAACAGCAUCCAGCUCAUCGUUCAAGAUAUUGAUGCUGCCUGCGACCCUGCUCUCACUGCUAUGAGCAAGAUGCCGUGGCAGAGUGUGGAGCACGUGGGAGACCAGAGUCCUUAUGUGACCUCAAUUAUCAUGCACAUUAAGCAGAAUGUGCCCAUCAUCAGAGAAAACCUGGCCUCCACACGCAAAUACUUCACACAGUUCUGCAUCAAAUUCACAAACUCUUUCAUUCCCAAAUUCAUCAACCACCUGUUCAGAUGUAAGCCUAUCAGCAUGGUUGGGGCUGAACAACUUCUCCUUGACACUCACUCCUUGAAGACAGUCUUGCUGGAUUUGCCCUCCAUAGGCUCCCAGGUGCUCCGCAAGGCCCCUGCCAGCUACACCAAGAUAGUGGUGAAAGGCAUGACCCGAGCAGAGAUGAUCCUAAAGGUGGUGAUGGCCCCACAUGAACCACCAGUGGUGUUUGUUGAUAACUACAUCAAGCUCCUGGCUGACGGAAAUCCUGAGACCUUCCAGAAGAUCCUGGACAUGAAGGGUCUGAAGCGCAGUGAACAGAGCAGCAUGCUGGAGCUAUUCAGGCAGAGGCUACCCACUCCGCCAUCAGGGGCCGACAGUGGCCCCUCUCUAUUCAGUGCCCCCACCCCGGAGCAAGAGUCUUCCCGCAUCCGCAAACUGGAGAAACUCAUCAAGAAAAGAUUGUGAAAUGACAAAUUAACUGAAAUGUCAUCUUGAAAAUGUAAAGACUGAAGGCCUGGAUGGUGGUCAUGUCAAAGACUUAAUUUGACUCCAUUCAGUCAUCAAAAAUGUUGACAGAAUGUUCUGACUGACAAUAAUAUCAACACAAGCUGACGCUGGAUUAUGAAGACACUUCCUCAAAUGCUACUAGCUGUUGUUGCAUAUGUCAUUCAACUCUGCACAUUUUUACCAAUGUCUGAGCUUUGUAACAUUAUUGCGCAGUGUAUAUACUGUACACUAUAUAGGGUUGCAGUGCGGUUAACUGUAUUCAGUUGGAGAUCCUGUAGAGAAAUAUUCCCAUCUUUAGUCAGAAAUGAGGCUGGCUUUGUCUUGGCUUUUGAAAUCCCUCUAGGCUGACUUGCAUAUGAGAACCAGCUAGCUAAAGACUUUUAACUGAUGCCGUUGCUUCGGGUGUAUACUAUACUGUAAAGUAUGUGAGCAUUUAGUGUGGCGAUCAGUAUGAUUUGACAUUAAAUCAAAAGUUUGUUUUUGUGUAUUAUUUAUCCUUCUAUCGGAAUUUGUAGGGCAAACUGCAAAUUGAGAAAACUUGUGUUUCAACACAUUAUGUCAUGUAUUCUCAGCAAUUUCACUUGCAGUAUAUAUCACUCUGGAAGACAAAUAAAAUCAGCUACUUAUUUGAAGAUCAGAGAGUUUGAUGCAGUGCCUCUCAGUUGUAAUAAAUCAAGAAAAUGCAAAUGCAUUGGUGUACACAUUCCUGCAUUUAGCUACAAAAUGUUGAUUCUUUGUGUGUCUGAAUUGUGUCAACACUAUUAAAAACAUUGCCUCCAUGUA
This is a messenger RNA of Trematomus bernacchii (emerald rockcod), 3373 nucleotides long. It is a transcript of the gene vps53, whose product is annotated as VPS53 subunit of GARP complex. The transcript has 22 exons. NCBI's taxonomy places the organism in Eukaryota, Metazoa, Chordata, Actinopteri, Perciformes, Nototheniidae. Gene Ontology annotation, cellular component: GARP complex. Bases 56 to 2548 code for a protein of 830 amino acids. Gene Ontology annotation, biological process: retrograde transport, endosome to Golgi. The record is from RefSeq and is a predicted model, not a curated record.